ACUGCGCUGUUCCUGUUUCAGCGCACUAGUUGAUUCCCGCAGGGAGCGCGGCGUCAGGACGCACGAGAGAACCCUGGAAUACAGGCGAGACACGCGAGACAUUAAAACAAAAUUGCGUGAGACUUGCGGGGCUGUGUUAUAUAAGGCGAAUAACGGGCUGGCAUGAGGUCGUAGCGGCAUCCAGCCGGACUGGAUGCUGGAUUGACGGACGGACGGGCGGGCGCGUCACAGCUCACGCCGGAGGCUCCCAUGUAUUUCCCCUUAAAGUCUUCAUUCAAAUAGGCGGCCGGCAGGGAGCUGGUCCACUCACCGCUGCUUGUGAUCGGCUAGGCGGCUAACCGGGACGCGCUGUUGCCGCAGAGGAGCGUGCGCAUAGCGGGGAUGUGCAGAUGGACUCUUCUCCAACCCAUUUAUCCGACAUUUGGCCUCUGGUGGAUAUGAUGAUUUCUGGACCCUCCUGCGCUUUUGCCAUUCACACGAAUAGAGGCCCAUGUCUUAAUUAGGAGACAAAGAAUUAGGCUACUGGACAGAGUAAUCUGGUUAAGGAGGCUUCUAGACGUUCGAGUUGCGCAUCAGUCAGUUCCCCUGCUGGAGUAAAAACCGCUUCUGGACCGUGAUGGAGGGAGACGCCGGGGGCGCCGCGCCGGUGGAGCCCAUGCCGGGAUAUUUGGAACUCAUCACCAAAGGCUUUACCGCCAUGCUGGGCGCGUGGAGGGACUGUGCCAACUGCGGGCUGCAGUUCUCCAAGCAGACUCUGCUGGAAAACGCGCACAUCACCUGGACCGAGAUUGCCCUCUUUGUCUUUUGCGCCUUUUUGUGGACGAUGGUCAGGUGCGGACUGACAGAAUGUCUGUUCAAGCCUCUUGCACAGAGGUGCAGGCUGCUACCCAAAGAUGCUGCCAAGAUGCCGGAGAGCUCGUGGAAGCUGGUCUUCUACACCAUGUCCUGGUCCUACAGCACCUACCUGCUCUUCUUCACCUCCUACCCUUUUUUUCACGACCCGCCCUCUGUUUUCUACAACUGGAAGAGUGGGAUGACGGUGCCCACGGACAUCGCCAUAGCCUACCUGAUCCAGGGCAGCUUCUACGGCCACUCCAUCUACGCCACGGUCAACAUGGACGAGUGGAGAAAGGAUUCUGCCGUCAUGGUCGUGCACCACAUCAUCACGCUGGCACUCAUUAGCUUCUCCUACGCAUUCAGGUACCACAAUGUGGGAAUUCUAGUGUUAUUCCUGCACGACAUCAACGACAUCCAGCUGGAGUUCACCAAGGUCAACAUCUACCUGAAGUCCAGAGGAGGCAGCUAUCAUCUGCUCAACGACAUCCUGUCCAACCUGGGCUCCGUCAGCUUCAGCGUGUCCUGGUUCUGGUUCCGUCUCUACUGGUUUCCUCUCAAGGUUCUGUACGCCACCUGCGUGUCCAGCAUCCAGUCUGUCCCCAACAUCCCCUUCUACUUCUUCUUCAACGCUCUCCUCUUCGCCCUGCUGCUCAUGAAUAUCUACUGGUUCUUGUUCAUAGUAGUGUUUGUAGUGAAAGUGUUAAAGGUGAAAGAAUUGAACGACGUCAGGGAGUACGAGGAUGACAAUGGUAGCAGGGCAGCGAAGGAGCUGCUCGGAGACUCCAAGGCAGACAACAACGAGGAGGAUGCUGGACAUCUCCACUCUGCUCAGGGGAAACACGUGCAGAACGGCGUCACCAAGGAGAAGUAUCUAUAGUCCGGUCUGCUGUCCCGACGCUCGAGACCCCCCCCCCCCUCUCUGGACAGCUCUCCGGCUGCAGAAAAACAGUGUCAGGAACGGAAGGUUAAGGGUGCAAUUAGUGUUUAUAUUCUGAUGUAGAUCGUUUAAUUUAAUGCCUGUGAUUUCUGUUUUUUUUUUUUUUGUUUUUUUUUUUUUUAGAGCACUGUGAAUGUGAGUUCAGCUGACGUUUUGUCUCACCGUUGGUAACAUUUGAUGUAUAAACGAACCGGUUUGAGUGACAGCUGGACUGGGACGAUCAGGACGUCGGAUCUGACGCUGGAUGGAUGGAUAGAUGGAGAUACAUUUUAGGAAUCUGGUGAACAAACAACAACUAAACCUCAUGGUCCGUGUACAUAAUGGUUAACCAGUUUUAUCUGACAUGAAAAGCCAACAGGUUUCCCUUUUUAUGCCUGUAAACGAGAAGAAAAAUGGUUUGGAAAACUGAAAAACACACGUGGGAAAUCUGGGAACCUGGUUGUUGCUUUUAUUCUCUCUUAAAGUGUGAACUGCCUCCCCUGCCACAGAUUGCCCCCUAACUUAAGUGUUUUUGAGCUGUACGGUAGUUCUCUUACCUAAUCCUGGGUGGGAACUUUUGUGGGUGGAGUUUGCAUGUCCGAGUUUCUCACAGUCCAAAAACAAGCUUCAUAGGUUAAUUGGUUUCUCUCCCCUAAGUGUGUUUGUGUCACACUUUUGACCCACUCAGGGUCAAAACAGGAACUGGAUCGGCUAAAUAAUCUUCUGAGAUAUUUGAAGGGCAUCUCUGAAAUGAAAUGUAAUCUGUGGCAGGUGGGCGUUUUAGCACAGAACACCUGUUCUCCUUACAACUUCUGUAAAUGCUCUUGGAUUCCCAGAUGUUAUCUUGAACCGCCUGUUGUGAAAAGUUAGAUUUUGCCGCAGAAGACGGUCUUUAGUCUCCCGUUGAGAGCUGGAUUCAAACAGUCAGGUGACGAUAAUCCUGCUGUAUGUUGGUUUUUCAAAAUAGGACAGAAAAUUAGGUGUUAAACUGUUAUUUUUUUUCUUCGUUUUAUUUUAAAACCCAAAAUAAAUGUUUCUCUAGCUUUUAGGAAAGCUACGGAGCUCCUAAAGGGUCAUCAAACUAAAAAAAAAAAAAGAAAAAUUAAGUUUAAUGUUUUUUUUUUCUAAAAACUGAUUUUUUUCCUUGUUACUAACAGAUGUGCACCAGAUAGUAAUUAAAACAUUUUUUUCUAAAAAUUGAAGUAAAAAACAUUUUUUUAAGGAAAAAAAAAUCCCAAAAUUAAAGUAAAAUUUUUUUUUCUUCUAAAAACUGAAUACAUUUUUUCUUCCUGGCCACUAACGGGUGUGGACCAGAUAGUAAACGGAAAAAAA
Molecule: messenger RNA, 3085 nt
Organism: Oryzias melastigma (Indian medaka)
Lineage: Eukaryota; Metazoa; Chordata; Actinopteri; Beloniformes; Adrianichthyidae
Gene: cers1
Product: ceramide synthase 1
Exons: 7
Coding region: 617-1714 (365 amino acids)
Biological process (GO): ceramide biosynthetic process
Cellular component (GO): membrane
Molecular function (GO): sphingosine N-acyltransferase activity
Source: RefSeq, a predicted model, not a curated record